AUGGCUUACAACUUUGUCGACACUCCGCGCACCGACAUGGCCGACUUGACGCGAUUCGAUGCCGAUGCUCUGUCAUUUUCCAUGGAGCAACCCUUUCCGUCACCCUCCAAGGAUCCCAAAAAUGACCUUGUGCGCCAGAUGAAGGCUCGACAAGGUGCUGCGCAAUCUAUCAAGACUCCACGCGCUCGCAACAAUCUGGUCACUGUCAGGAAUGGGCCUUCGAAGAACGAGUUUACUCCUCUGCUGAAGAGUGCUGCACACAAUCGUUUCCGCUCGAGGGAGAACAAGGAGAAUCACAACGACCUGCUCAACAGCGUUCUGAGUGGACGCGCUCCUGCCACGCCUGCUUACCUAAAGCCUGGCUACGUCGAGUCCCACACUCCCGGACUGCCUAUCAACAGCAGUAUUAUGGAUCACGAUCACACGGGUAGUUCCCAGGGUGAAGGCACUCCUGUCCCACUUGCCAUUGCAAGUAGUAGCAUCAUGUCUACACCCAUGCCCAUACUGCCCCAAAGAGACGGAGGAUUGGUCGAUCAAGGAAAUGUCCUCACACUGCGCGAACAAGAAGCUGUAAGUGCUAGAUUUGGUCCACAUCACUUGGCGACAAGUGCUAACCUCAAUCGAUCAGNNAAACUCGACGCCGUCACGAAAGAGAACUUCAACUUGAAACUCAGAAUCCAUUUUCUGGACGAAAACUUAAAGCGAACUGGAACCGAGUACCAGCAAGAAGUUCUCAAACAGAACACCGAGCUGAAAACCGACAACACCCAACUCUCCCACGAACUCAAGAAACAGAGGAAGGCCAUCGAACGUGCCGAGGCCGAACUGGAGCAAUACCGUCAACAAAUCCGCGAGUAUGCCGAGAAGAUCAAGAGGAAGCACACAGAUGACAUAGUCAAGGAAGAGAUGGAACGUUUGCGUCAAGAAGCCGAGAAGAACCAGAAAUUGGCAGACGAGCGAGAAGAGCAGAUCAACGAGCUACAACAUAGACUCGACAGAGCUGGAAGCUCCUCGGAUGACAAGGUCAAAGAUCUUCAGGAUGAUGUCGCCGACCUCGAGGCCGAUGUUCGUGCAAAAGAGAAUGACCUAUACGCAAAAGACGAGCAGAUCGAGCAGCUGGAGGAGAAGCUCAGGGAAGCUCAGUCUGACAAUGACGGAGCCGAAGAGAUCGCCGAACUCGAAGAUGAGGUGCAGGCCAAAGAAAGGGAAAUCGAGUUGAAGAACGUCCAGAUCGAAUCUCUUGAACAGAAACUCAAGAAAGUCCAAACCGACGACGAGGAACUUGAUAGUCUGCGCGAGGACCAUGCAGCACUCGAAGCCGACCUCAAAAUGCGAGAACGUGAGCUCUUGGAACAUCGCAAAGAGAUCGAGGAGUUGAAGCAACAAGUCGCAAGCACCCAAAACACGGACCGAUCGACAAAGAAGCUUCGAGGUAGCCUGGGAGAACUGGAAAACCAGCUCAGAGAGAAAGACCAAGUCAUCGACCAGCAGCACAACGAGCUGCGUGUUUUGGAGAAGCGACUACAAACUUCAGAAACAGCGCACACAACCGAGAUUCGAGAGAUUGAGAACGAAUUACAAGAGAAGGACUUCUCGCUCGAGCAGAAAGAUGGAGAGAUCAGAGCUUUGCAGGACCGCCUGCAGACAGCGAGAGGUAGCUGGGACGCAGAGGCGAUGCAAACCGAUGCUCGUUUGCAGGAAAAGGAUCAGCUUGUCUACGAAAGAGAGUCGCAACUCCGUGAGGCUACACGCCUGAUUGAUGAGCGCAACCGUGAGAUUGCGGAUCUGAAGCAGAACAUGAAAUCCCUGGAGAACGGCACCAACGCACAAGCUCAGCAGUACAGACAACAAGGCGACCAAAUUCGACAACUCCAAGAACGCUUGCGAUCUACGGAAACCAGUGCAGGCGCCGAGAGGGAUGAGAAGUCAGAUAUGAUUGCUUCAAAGGAUCGCGAGAUCCGCAACUUGCAGUCAAGGCUCCGGGGCCAAGAGGGAGAUGAGAGCAACGAGAUCCGACUCAAGACGGAACAUAUCGAGCAACUCGAGAGAGACAUACAGCAGAAGAACCAGCAAGCUCUGCAACUAGACACCGAAAUGCGCGCUCUCAAGGAUCGCAUGACUAGCAUGGAGACACCUACAAAGAAGAACUCUAUGCUCAGUCAACAAGCGGAGCAAAUUCGCAACCUCCAGCAAGCUCUUCGCGCUUUGUCUAGCGAAAAAGAUGCCGAGCUAAAUGAGCUCGAAAAGCAUCUACAAUCUGCCGAAACCGAAUUGGACGCCCACACCAAGAAGAUUCAGCAGCUGCAAGAGCGUCUGAGAUCAGCAGAAAGAGACCAAUCUUUCGCCGGCCACAUGGACGAAGAUAUGCAAGAGAAGCAAAAGACCAUCGAGCAGCAAGAAGAUCAGCUCUUGGACAUGCAAACCAAACUUCGCAAAGCCUUACAAGAAAGGGAGUCCGAGAUGAUAACCUUCAAGUCGCGUCUUAGUCAAGCCAAGCAAGAAGCUGAACAUGAGAUGCAACAGCUCAACGCCGACCAUGACGAGGCUUUGGAAGCUCUCGAAGAUGAGAUCAUUGUUCUAGAGUCGAAUGUUGAAGAAGCGCAGAGCGAGAAAUCGGCUUUGCAGCAAAAGAUUCAACUUCUUGAAAGAAAUCUCGUGGCAUCUAAGCAGAAUGGCACACCAGUACGCGAACGCAACGAGCUGCGUUUGAAGCUGAGGAACGCCGACAUGGAGCGCGAGAACCUCAAGAGCCAGAUACAAGAUCUCGAGCGUGAGCUUGAUGCAGCCUGGCAAGCCAAGGAGAACGGUACACCCGUACGUGAGCGCAAUGAGCUUCGAUCAAGAUUGAGAGAGUCGCAAACCGAAAUCUCCAAGCUUCAAAACCGCAUCCAGUCUCUCGAGUUUGAUCUGGAGUCCGCCCAAGCCGACAAGACCAUGGCCGACGAGCGCAUGGAUCUACAUGAAUCCCUGAAGGAAGCCAAGAUAGAAGCCGAAGACUUGCAACUGCAAAUCUCAGAACGCGACAAGAAGCUUGCUGCCAUAUCGAAGAAGGAAGGCGAGGUCAAGUUCCAGCUCGACGAGGCACGUCUGGAAAUGGAACAGCUUCAAUCGGAGGUCUCGGAACGUGACACCAGAAUCUCGGGCUACAUGACCAAGGAAAGAGAACUUCGUGCGCAGAUUCAAGAAUUGAGAGAGGCCAAGGUCCAACUCCAGGAGCUUGAACUUCAGCUCGGUGAGCGCAAAGGCAGCAGCUCUGGCCAUGCAAGACGUGAGGCAGAACUCCGUGUACAGCUCCGCGAUUCCAAGAUCGAAAUUGAGGACUUGCAAGUCCAACUGUCUGAGAAGGAAGAGCGGAUUGAAGUUUUGUCCCAGAAAGAAAAGGACCUUCGCGACAGAAUCAAGAAGAGCCGAACGACUUCUGAUGAUACGCACUUCCUCGAGCAAGACCUCCGCGCCCAACUGCAGGACGUGGAGAUUGAGUGCGAGAAUCUGCAGAAGCAGCUUGAGGAGAGAGAGACUCGUUUGCAAUCGUCUCUCGGCCGUGAGACUGAAUUGCGCUCCAAGCUCAAGAACAUCCGUGGCGAAGCUGACGAUACACGAACGAUCAAUCAGAGAGAAAUUCGUGGUCUGAUCGAAGCCAAGGAGAAGACGCAUGCCAGCGAGCUCAAGGGGCUUGCCAAACAAAUUCAGUACAUGCGGGCCAAGUGUGAGCGUGAAGAAGCGUUCCGCAAGGAUCUAGUGUUUAGCAAACGCUGGUUCCUGAUGCAGGUGGAGAUGUACGGUGCAUGGUAA
This is a messenger RNA of Aureobasidium uvarum, 3792 nucleotides long. The record is from the annotation of a GenBank genome assembly. NCBI's taxonomy places the organism in Eukaryota, Fungi, Ascomycota, Dothideomycetes, Dothideales, Saccotheciaceae.